AUGAAGCAAAAUUUCAAUUAUGUUGCCAUAAGAAAUGCCUUCUAUCCCCAAGCUGGCAUUGGGAUCUCAGCAAACACCUUUCUUUUUUGUCUGCACAUUGCUGCUGUCUUUGGGGGUCCUAAGCCUAGGCUCACUGACCUCCUAAUCACCCACUUGGCUCUGAUACAUAUCCUCAUGCUCCUCACCAUGGAACUUCUGGUAUCUACAGAUGUUUGGGAAGCACAGGACAUUCCACAUAAUUUCAAAUGCAAAGUGCUUAUCUUUCUGAACAGGGUCAUGAGGGGACUCUCCAUCUGUACCACCUGUGUCCUUAGUGUAUUUCAGGCUGUCACCCUCAGUCCCAAUCUCUUAUUUCUGGGUCUUUUGGUUCUUUCAAGCGCAUACAUGAUAUUUCUGUUGCAUAGACAUAAACAACGAACCAUGUCUCUUCAUAGCUCCAGGUUUUCUCUAAUAAGCUCCCCUGAACAAAGGGCCACUCACACCAUUCUGCUACUCAUCAGCUACUUUGAGAUCCUCUAUUGUGUGGACUUUAUUAUUUCACUAUUCAUAAGUGUGACGUGCACCAAUGAUCCCAUCCUGGUCUCUCUCCAAAUGCUUGUGGCCAAUGGCUAUGGCACCAUCAGUCCUCUGGUGCUGAUCAGUGCUGAUACUCAAAUAAUAAAAGUUAUGCAAACCAAAUGGAGAAACAAAUUUCAGCUUCUGAUAAAACUCAUGUAA
Molecule: messenger RNA, 717 nt
Organism: Sciurus carolinensis (gray squirrel)
Lineage: Eukaryota; Metazoa; Chordata; Mammalia; Rodentia; Sciuridae
Product: putative vomeronasal receptor-like protein 4
Exons: 2
Coding region: 1-717 (238 amino acids)
Biological process (GO): G protein-coupled receptor signaling pathway
Cellular component (GO): membrane
Molecular function (GO): pheromone receptor activity
Source: RefSeq, a predicted model, not a curated record